CCCAUCCUCCGACGUAAACAAAAUUAACAAAAAUCAAAACAGAAAAAGCUUGAGAAAAAGUAAAGUGCCGCUAUCAACACAAAUCUAAAAAAAAAACACCGCUGAUCUUGCGAAGAAAAUAUAUUCCUUGAAAGGUGCGAUGGAGACGAAAAUCACCAGCAAAACGAGCAGUCUGCAGGCUCUUUUGCUACGAGCCUGGCGAGAAAGGUGGAAUGACCUGCAGUGGGGUAUCCAGAUCAAAACAGUUCUCCCUCGAGGGGUGAGUGGAGACGUUCACAAUUUGGCCGACUGUAUUUUGCAACAGGCUCUUGUAGGCCCAGGACCGAACCAACUCGUCCUUUCAUAUUUGAAGCACUCCCUUAGCUCACAGCUUGUAUCAUAUGCGGCUGUUAUACAAAGAAUCAGUAAAUAUGACGGAGUCAACAAACCUCACUGUGUGAUCAGUCUUUUGGAACUGGUUGAUGCAAUCCUGGGUCGAAUGACUUGCCGAAGCAAAGCCGAAGAAGGAGCUUUGGCCAAGGCAGUUCUUUCUCUAGUAAACUGGCUUACAAAUGUAGCAUUACAUGCUUAUAAAAAGUUGGUCGAGCUUGGCACAAGCCAGGAACAUACAGAGAUGUUGGUCAGAUCAACUGCACUUUUCUCUAAAGUUCUCGAAUGCGAAUUUGCGAAGGCCAUGUUUUGCCUGGCUCGACUUGAUGACAAAGAUUUGCAUGGAGAAUUUGUUGCAAAAUGUCUAGAAUUGGAAAAUGCUCUGACGCAAGCAGCAACAGGAAGCAUCAAUUUGGGAAAUAAUGUCGAAGAGACUUUAAAAACAUUGAAGCAGCUGAGGGUUUUGGAGAUAAGCACAUUUUCUGUUGAUACAAACAACCCCAUUGAGCCAGUUACAUACUGUCUGCAGCCUCUGCUCGCAGUUGAGGUUCUUCUCAAUCCCAGCGCUGACACCCAGUUUUUCGUCAAUCAACUUCUUCUAAUUCAACGGCUCAAAGGAUACAACUUUCCUCGAAUCUGUUCUGAAUUAAUGAGAGCCUGUUUGUUGUGUUUGCGAGACGCUCUUGGUGGAAAUGACGAGUCUCAGUGGGGCGCAUUCACAUUUUUGAAACUGCCCCAAAUUCUCUUGAAACUGAACGCAACAGUGAAAGGGAAUACAGCGGGAGAGGAUUUUUCCCAAGAUAUUAUUGAGGCAAUAGAGUUGCUGUUUCAGUUUACUCCUCUUUUGGAUACCUUAGAUGUCAAGAGUAACUGCAACGUAGUUGAAUGUCUUGUCUCAGAAUUGCACAGGGUUGGUCUAAUGACUGAAAAGCAAGCACAAGUUUUCUCUGCAAAAAGGGAAGGAGCCGUGUCGGCGGUCAUCAAAAUCGAUCCGAACAGCCAUCAGGCUGCUGGUACAAUACCAAAAGUGAUUGUACGAGCUGAACCCACCCUGGCCAGAAUUCUCAAGACUCUGGACUCUGAUUAUUUGAAAAUUCAGGAUGCUCUUCUUGGAGUGCUCUCUCAAGUGCUGACUGGAAAGAGUUUUGAAUUGAUAUUGGCCGUUGCCACAGUGCAAGACAAGCUACGGACCUUUGUCUCCAAGCUGAUCAAUUUUAACGAACUGAGUAGAGUUCCUGCAGCUGAUGAGGCAACCUCAGGAAAGGGAUCUCUAACCAGAGCUAUGCUCUUUGACGUCUCAUUCCUCAUGCUUUGCUCAAUUGUUCAGUCUUAUGGAUCUGAGGUUGUCUUAAAUGAAGACGGCACAUCUGGAAAUUCCUUUUUUGAGAAAUGGGUGAGCGAGUGCAUGGCAGAGAAAGGCCAUCCAAAGUCACCUGAUCAAAUGCUUAACAACUGCGACCCCUCUAAAUUGGAAUCAAUCCUCUCACAGUUCACCACACCUGAUGCCGAAUUUAAGACAAACCAAGUUAAAUGGCACGAGGUCUGCUUGCUCGUCCCCGCAGCCACCAAAGAACUUCUUUUUGCAUGGGAGCAGGGCGCUCUGUCUCCGACAGACGUAAAGUCUGCGCUGGACAGCAUGAGAUCUCGCAUGGGCUGUUUGCCAGUUUGUGCUGCAUCCUGGCUUUGUAGCUACAUGCAAAUUUUGGACCAGGAUGCUCUGCUUAAGCCGAUGAACAUGGUACAGCAGUUCUUAUCUCCGACUGACGACAUGCCCCAGCAGGACAAUUACAAAGAGAGGUCAAAUCUGAUGUUCCAAAUUAUCAGAAAAAUGCAAUAUGAUCUACACCCACCAUCUGCCAGCAAAGCCAAGUUGUCGCACAACAUUGUGUCCUCACUGCCUAUAAGCGAGCAGUUGGUUAGCGUCUGGACCAAUACCCACAAGAAAGGUUGGAUAAAUGUAGAAGCAACCACAACUUUGGAGUCACUUCUGCAUACUGGAGGGUCUCUUUGGUUCGUCACAAACAUUAUAAAGGAAGUCCUCAAGUACAGAUACAGUGAUGAAUUGAGCAGGGCCAUUGACUUGGCCUUUGGCAUUUUUCAUCUAGAUAUUGAGCUCUGCACACUUGCUUUGGUUCAGCAUCUUGUGCCAGCAUAUUUGCACAAUAAAAACCAGGGUUCUGAUCUUGUUGAACCACAAGCAUCAGCGAUAGCCCAGUUGUGUGCUUACUGCAUCUUUGCUGCCCUCGAGUUUGGCAGCAAUACGGUUCCCGGACAACCCAGCACACGGAAAAGGGCUCGAAUGUAUAGCGACGCAGAGGAUUUGGAAAGCAUGGUGCCUGCAGCCAAAAUGCUGCGACUGGGCUCCACUGAUUCUCAAAGUGAAGCAAGUGCUAGUUUGAUGUUCGUUGCCAAUAGUGCAAAUCAGGCCGCUUGCAGUGAAGACACAAGCAACUCAUCCAGUUUGCCUGCCAUCAGAGAGCCUCUGAAAACUGCCCUGCUGAAACUUUUUGAGACGUUCUCCGCUAUCGCCCUUGAUGGCAAAAUAACCCAGCACAAGCAUUUCCUAUUCCACUUUUUGGAGUUCUGUGUUUUGUGUGGCAAGGACAAAGCACGCAUUGUUUUCCAAGUGAUGCCUAGCACACUAGUGCCACACCUCUUGAGCUCCCUUCCCGAUCUGUUCAGCUCUCAACUGUUACUUCAACUUUACGAUACCAGCACUUCCGCCGGACGCCGCGAAACAGCAAGAGACCUGUGCAUGCUACGGAACAUGGCUCUUCAACCACCACCCUUAACUUAUGCAAUUGAGCUAUCAUCGAAAUCUGGUCAUCAGUUUUGAGGAGUGGACAAAAUAAGUUUGAAUUGUAUCUUUAUUAAAUUAAUUUACAAGAAUAAGCAAAAACAAAUACUUUUAAACUAAAGAGUGAGAA
Molecule: messenger RNA, 3296 nt
Organism: Neocloeon triangulifer
Lineage: Eukaryota; Metazoa; Arthropoda; Insecta; Ephemeroptera; Baetidae
Gene: MED24
Product: mediator of RNA polymerase II transcription subunit 24
Exons: 18
Coding region: 140-3205 (1021 amino acids)
Cellular component (GO): mediator complex
Molecular function (GO): transcription coregulator activity
Source: RefSeq, a predicted model, not a curated record